Molecule: messenger RNA, 533 nt
Organism: Dentiscutata erythropus
Lineage: Eukaryota; Fungi; Glomeromycota; Glomeromycetes; Diversisporales; Gigasporaceae
Source: the annotation of a GenBank genome assembly
GAAGCAUUUCUGAAUUUUUUGAUUUAAAUUUUGAAAUUGAAUUCAAUUAUAAUGUGACUGAAGAAAAAGCUAGAGAAAUUAUAAAAAAUAGUUACGGGCAAUUAAAAAAAGAUGACAAAAUUCUUUAUUGGCAAAAAUAUUAUUCAGUCGAUAAAACUGAAUCAUCGAAACAAAAAGAAAAUAUUAUAAAAACAAAUCAAAUUUCAAAACAUUAUCAUACAAUAGUUGAAUCAGAUAAUGGAAGUGAAAAUAAAUAUGAUUCAGAUCUACAAAUUGAAUCUUCAGCUCAACAUCACAACAGUGAAAAAAAUUCUGAUAUUGAAUGUGAUUCAGAAGAUAAAUUUUCUGAACUUGAUUCGGAUGAUUCUGAUUAUACACAAAUGAUUAUAGCAAAUCAUCAAGAGUUAAACAUAAAUGGUAAAAGAAAAAAUGAUUUUGACAGUUUAAUUGAUGAAAAUGAAUUGUUUAAUAACAAUAUAUCAGAAGUCGAAGAAGAGUUUAAAACUAAAAAACAAAAAUUUGAUAGCAUUUAG